This is a messenger RNA of Carassius gibelio (silver crucian carp), 1550 nucleotides long. Its product is annotated as GTPase IMAP family member 8-like. The transcript has 3 exons. Lineage: Eukaryota; Metazoa; Chordata; Actinopteri; Cypriniformes; Cyprinidae. The record is from RefSeq and is a predicted model, not a curated record. Bases 1 to 1278 code for a protein of 425 amino acids. Gene Ontology annotation, molecular function: GTP binding.
AUGGAGUUGAGAGCAGUGGUCAUUGGAAAGCAUCACUCUGGGAAAACAUCGGUGAUCAACACUAUACUGGAGACCAGAACAGAAGCUGAAGGAGAUGAGGAUGUGAAGAGAGAGGGGUUUAUUGAUGGCAGGAGACUCAGUCUUGUUGAAACUCCUGGCUGGUGGAACACCUUCAAUCUAAAUGAUUUAUCCAACCUCUCCAAACAGCAGCUGGUUCGCAUGAUUUCUCUGAUUUCACCUGGACCUCAUGUGGUUCUGAUUGUGAUUCAGGCUGACUCUGCAUUUAUUGACACCGAUGGAAGAUUUCUGGAGGAUUAUGUGGAGAUGGUGGGUCCCAAUGUCUGGACUCACACCCUCGUCAUCUUCACAAGAGGAGAUUUAAUUAAACCAGAAGACAUAGAGCAGAAUAUUCAGAAGGACGGGUCUGCACUCAAGCGCCUUAUUGAAAAAUGUGAAAAUAAAUAUCAUGUUUUUAAUAAUUCAAACCAUUACGACCGAACCCAAGUCAAAGAGCUGUUCAAGAAAAUAGAAGGAAUUGUUCAGAAGAAUAACGGCAAGCACUUUGACAUCGAUCUGAAGAAAGUAAAGGAAGUCAAUGAGCAGUGGGAGGAAAUUCAUACCAGAGCAUAUUCUAGAAAAUCCAGAGUACAGGAGAAACGGUCAAAAGUUCAAGAAAAAGCAUGUGUGCAUCGUCUAGAGGAGAUCAGAGUUGUUUUGCUGGGAUGGGUUCUUUGUGGAAAGAGUUCAGCUGGAAACAUCAUCUUGAACCGAGAUGAAUUUGCAAUAGGAGGAAAAACCGGAGAAUGUACGAGAAGGUUUGGAGAUGUAGACGGAAGGAAGAUUACGGUUUUGGACACUCCAGGCUGGUGGAAGUACUUCGCAUCUGAACUCAACCCAGAUUUCAUUAGAUCUGCGAUCUUAGGAAGUGUUUCAGAGUUUGAGAAGCCCCCUCAUGCCAUACUGCUCGUGAUUCCAGCAGAUGUAGCAUUUCUGGAAGAACAAAAGAGGAUCACUGAACAAAAUAUAUCUAUCCUGGGAGACGACGUCUGGAGACACACAAUAGUUUUGUUCACGUGGGGCGACAGAUUCAAAAACAUCUCAAUCGAGCAGCACAUUGAGAGUGAAGGUGAAGCUCUUCAGUGGCUGAUUGAGAAAUGCAGGAACAGAUAUCACCUCUUUGACAACACAGACAAGAACAAUCGAGAUCAAGUCACAGAGCUGCUUCAGAAGAUUGAUGAGAUGGCGGCAGAAAACAGUCUAUUCCAUCUCAACACAUAGAAAAACUGAUUCAGAAACAAGCCAUCAGAAUUCCAAUUAUUGGUUUAUGUCUUCAUCGGUUUGUCUUGGUCUGAUGUAUUUAAAGGACUGCAGCAAAAGGAUUGGGCGAUUCUGUACCCCAAAAUCCCGUAGUGUGUUGAGUGUCUCUUCACUUCAUACUAUGUAUUUUAUAAAGGUCAGGUAUGCAUAUUUUAUUUUUAGAUUAAUCUCUGUGAAUUUGAUGUUUUAUAAAUCAUAUGAUUUGAUAUGUUUCAAUUGGAUAUGUAAUUGGC